Molecule: messenger RNA, 2769 nt
Organism: Cyprinus carpio (common carp)
Lineage: Eukaryota; Metazoa; Chordata; Actinopteri; Cypriniformes; Cyprinidae
Product: cyclic AMP-dependent transcription factor ATF-6 alpha-like
Biological process (GO): regulation of transcription by RNA polymerase II; endoplasmic reticulum unfolded protein response
Cellular component (GO): nucleus
Molecular function (GO): DNA-binding transcription factor activity, RNA polymerase II-specific; RNA polymerase II cis-regulatory region sequence-specific DNA binding
Source: RefSeq, a predicted model, not a curated record
ACCCACUCCGGCACCCGUAGAGUUAUCGUCAAGCUAGACGUGUACUUGCUAUGUUGUUGUUAUGUAGUUUCAUCAGAAUCGGGAAAUGCGUGUGUUAACAACUCUAAGCAAAACUCAUCGAUAAUCCUCAUCCGACUCACUUUUAAUCCUUACUAAUGUGUUCGUGGCAUAAUGUCGUCAGAUUUGAUGUUAGAUUUCGUGAAUUCAUCGAUGAUGAAUAAGGAAGCGGGGCAUAUUUCCAUCGAUCAGGAUGGAGAGUGGGAUAUCAGUUUGUUUGAUGAACUGGAGGAUCUUGGGGAUGCUGACGAGCUUCUGGAGGCUCUGGUGGAGAGUGUAGGCUAUGGCACCUCUGUUCCUGACCUGAACUUUGACAUUGAGACCCCAGAGUGGAACUCAGAUGGCUGGAGGGAAAACGGUAGCCCACGAUCAGAUGGUGAUGUAACAGUGGACUCACUGUCACCAAACCACACGCUCAGUUCAGUGUCCUCACCAGCAUCAGUGGAGCCCAACUCACCGUGCUCCACACAUUAUGAGGCUCUGUCUCCAGUCUCCUGGCAUUCUCAGCCCUCUCCGCUGUCUGUCUGCUCUGACUUUGCUGAGGCAUCUGCUGAGAAGAAGCCUUCCAAGAGGAUCAGUCAAUCAAAAGCAAAGCCUCUCCAGCCAGCAAAGAGACUCAUUCAGUUUAGCCCCAAGGUUUCCAUUCAGCCUAAACCCCUCAUUACCACUGUGCCCAUCUCCCAUGCUGCAGCCCCCCUUCAGACUAAGACCAUCAUCAUCCAGCCUCUCCAGACUACUGUUCUGCCUGUAGUGAAACCUCCACCAGUCACCAUUCAACCAGGUCAGCGAAUGCUGCUAUCUCAGCCUGCUCAGGUUGUCCAACUUCAGACGCCUCAGGCGGUGCCCACGCAUGUAGUCACCGUGCCAACACUGACUCAGGACAGAUCCGUCUCUGUUGUUGGGCCGGUAACCGCAUCUCCUGUGGUCACCAUGACAAUGCAGAAUUCCAUCCCUGAGGAUGAUUCAAGUGCGUCUCGGAGACAGCAGCGCAUGAUAAAGAACAGAGAGUCUGCCUCUCUCUCUCGGAAGAAGAAAAAGGAAUAUUUACUGACGCUGGAGGCCCGUCUGAAGUUGGCACUGUCAGAGAAUGAGAAGCUGAAAAAUGAAAAUGGCACAUUGAAAAGACAAGUGGAAGGCCUGAUGAGUGAGAACUCUGUGCUGAAAGCAACCGCGCCAAAGCGGAGAGCUGUGUGUCUUAUGGCAGUCCUGGUCUUCUUGGUCUUUAACUUGGGUCCAAUGAGUCUGCUUGGAGGAGACAGAGGGUCUACAUUUCCUGCUGCCCCUGCGUUCAGUGGCAGACACCUGCUGGGCUUUUCCCCAGAGUCUGAGAGAAACCUUGUGUCAGACAGGCCUCAGACUGGUCCCUCUAACCCUGUUAACAGGUUAGAGGAUGUAGUAUCAGAGCAGAAGGCUCUGAUGGUGGUGAAGGAUCCUCUGUAUUUCAGAACUCCACCCCCCUGCCAGCCACCUGUCAACAGGACCAAGUGCAUGAAGAUAGCGCAUGAGCUAAGGGGCUGGGUACAUCGUCAUGAGGUUGAGCGGACCAAAACCCGCCGCAUAAGCAAAACUCACCACAGAGGCAGAACCACCCUGAAAGCAGCAGAUAAACAGGCUGAGGUACCACAGAUCAUGACACAGAUCCAGUACACAGAUUCCUCUGAAAAGGUUCCCAGCAGCGAGCUGCAGGUGUAUUACGCCCCUCACCGCACCUACAGUGACUUCUUUGAUGAACUCAACAGAAGAGGGGACACAUUCUAUGUGAUCUCUUUCCGCCGGGAUCACCUCCUCCUUCCCGCCACCAACCACAACAAAGGCAGCCGCCCCAAGAUGUCCGUGGUCCUGCCAGCUAUGAAUUACAAUGAGAGCAUCCUAAAAGACAAAGAGUUUGAGGUGAUGAUGCAGAUCGACUGUGAGGUCAUGGACACCAGGAUCCUCCACAUCAAGUCCUCUACUAUUCCACCCAUCUUGCGGGCCAAUCAGACAGACACAGACUCUUUCUAUCACGCGGCCCCCAGCAACAACCAGCCUGUGGCCCCCGUUGGAGUCCUCGUGGGCUCUUCUUAGUCUCAGCUAUCCACUAACCACAAAAGUUGUUAAUCUGUUUUGUUACAUAAGCAUUUUGUGUUCAUUUUUGUGACUCUUCUUAUUCGAGUGGCAAACCAGGAUCUUGGUAAUCAACUACCAAAGAUAGUCAACAAUUCCUCUUGAAGGCACCUCUUUAAAAAUGCAUCAAGAGAGCCAUUUAAUACUGAUAAACCAUACAGAUUACAGUUUUUAUUCCAGGCUAUUGAUUUCAGCAACUACUUUUAUAAAUGUCAUCAGAGAAAUUUAUGCUUAUGUACACUUUAUACAAAGUGACUUCAAGCACAUUCAGGAUAUACAUGUCUUUUCAGUUUGUUUGUGCUCUACCAGCUGAACUACAGGAGCAUUCAUUGUCUAAAAAUCUCCCAAACCAAAGUGUGUUCUAGUUUGAAUAUCGAACAGUUUGCUGCUAUAUGUGGUAGCUGUCAGGAAAUGGUCUUUGAUUCUUUGAUUUUGCUUGCACUGUGAUUGUUUUGUUUAUGAAAUUAAUUCAAAUGUGUAUUUAUGAAGAUUUAUUAUUUGUACCAGGCUUGUUUGGUACGUAUUUAAUGUUUAUAUUCAGCGACAUAUUCUUCAGUAACACUAUCCGCAAACAACCUGCAUUGCCAGUGAGUUUUUUUUAUUAUUUAC